Anolis sagrei ordinatus is the source of this 3106-nucleotide messenger RNA. RefSeq names its product interleukin 21 receptor (gene IL21R). Gene Ontology annotation, biological process: cytokine-mediated signaling pathway. Lineage: Eukaryota; Metazoa; Chordata; Lepidosauria; Squamata; Anolidae. The record is from RefSeq and is a predicted model, not a curated record. Gene Ontology annotation, cellular component: external side of plasma membrane. Gene Ontology annotation, molecular function: protein binding; cytokine receptor activity.
GGCAUCGCCCCCUCUCCCCCACUGAGUAAAAAGCCCUUCCUUCCUUCCUCAGUGGGUUUCCUGGAAGAAAAGAGGAAGAGAGUUCUCAAGAAACAGAAGACUCAGGAACCAAACACACACAAACACUGCCAUCCAUCUGCCACAAAGCAAUGGCACUCCCUUUCUGUCUCCAUCUCCCCACUUAAAGUAUUUUUUUGGGAAAUGCAGCGAGGUCCUUGCUCUUUGCAAGCACAUUUUUUAAAAACCCCACGAAAACAGCAGGCAUAAUGUUAAAACAAGAAUAGUCCUAAAUGAAGCAGAAAAUAAUCUGACUGGCAUGAAAACAACACAACAGCCAAAUAAAUGUUACAAAAAUGGGAGGGAAAUGAAUCAAUAAUUUAAUUUUUUAAUUUCAAAAAGAUAAAAAUACAAAGUUACAUUGAUGUAUCAAGCGAAGGAAAUAUUUAAGAAGCUACUGAGUACAAGGAAAGUUGAUGACGUGGUUCCCAACAACCCUCUGGUCCACUCUGGGAACAACCAAGUCUCUUAUCUGCCCCACCAGUGCUUUGCACUUCUCCCCAACACGGAGGGAGGUCCCUUGGGCAAGUGCUGUGUCUCAGCCUGGAUUGCAAUGAUGGAGCUGCAGCCCAAGGACCGGCCACAAGGACCCUUGGGCUGCAGCUCCCUCUUGCGACCCCAAGGAGCCCUGUGUGGCCCUUGACGGCUGCAAGGAGAGGCACCUGGGUCCUGCAGCUCCUCCCUACCAACAACCUCUUCACCACAUCCUCCCCUCCUCCAUCCUGCUGACUGACGUCAACACAGAGCGGAGUUUGGUUAUUACUCAGCAGGGCUUUGGGUUUUUUGCCUCUGAAAGGGAGCCAGAGAGAGGGAACAGGGUCCACAGGUGACACGGUGGCAGCCAAACAGCAGAAGGAAGAGGGAGACGAACACUAACUCUGUCAAAAAGGUGCAGGCCAGACCCCCAUUGCCUGCAUUGGAAGAGGAGGAGGAAGAGGAGGAGGUCCAGUCCAUGGCUCCCUGUCCGGUGCUGCUCCUGCCUCUGCUGCUGCUCCUCCAGCAGACCUGCUCUUUGGAUCCGGCUUGUGAGGAGCUCACCUGUUUCAUGGACUACCUGGAGAUGCUGGCCUGCACCUGGGGAGAGGAACCCCACCCCUCCAGGCCCAACUUCUACAACCUCACGGCACAGUGGAACUGUGGGAAAAACGAAUCCUGUCUCCUCCUCCCCGUGGAUGGGAAAAUCCCCCCAACACACUUUGCCUGUUUGGCGGAGCAGAAGCUGUGCCUUGGAGAUAAAGCCUUUGAGGUGAGGGCCACAGAAGCUACACCUGGAGCUGUCAAGGGAUGCCAGAGGACGUUCCUCUUGAAGAAGAACAUCAAACCACAGCCCCCCUUCAACCUGACAGUCUCUGCCUCCCCCUCGGGGUACAACAUUUCCUGGGAGACCCCCUACCAACACCGGAGUUACCUCCUCCUCAGGGACCACCUGCACCACCAGCUGCGCUUCCAGAAGAGGGGCCGCUCCUGGCAGGGCCAAGCCCAGAAGCACCUCCUCCUUCAAGACACAAGGUUCCUGUGGCUCGAGUCCCUGGAGUUCGAGGCGGGCACAGAGUAUGAGCUCCAAGUGCGGUCCCAGCCAAGGUCCCCUUAUGAAGGCACAUGGAGCACCUGGAGCCCCCCAGCCUUCCUCUCCACGCCCCCUAAGACCUCCGACAGCCGCAAGGAGCCCAGAGGGCCCUCCAAGUGGCUGCUGCUGUCUCUGGUCCUUCUCCCUGUGCCCCUGGCUUUGCUGGGCCGGAGGUUGUGGAAGAGACUGGAGUCCUUUAUCCCCAGCCCCGCACCCUUCUUCCAGCCACUCUACCUGAGCCACAAGGGUGACUUCAAGAAAUGGGUGGGCAGCCCUGGCCCCAGUACCAUGCUGGAGGUCUCAGAGUGGUGUCCUGGAGUAGGGCCAGAAGCACUUGGGAGGGGCAGCUUCAAGCUCCUGGCAUUGCUGCCCCCCUGUGAGGUUGGACAUGGGGGCCAUGAUGGCGCCGGAUGGGCGGAGCCCCUCCCCAUGCAAGAGCAGCCCUGUGGCCUCCUCUCCAUUGACACCGUCACCGUGGAUGAUGCCUGGAUUGGGGCCUGUUGCCCACAGUGUGGCCACUGUAUUGCUGAGGAGCCCCUCCAUGCGGAAGAGGAGGGGGAAGGCAAGUGGGUGGAUGUGAGGGAUGCCUACCGCAGGAUUGAAGACAGCAGCAAUGGGGAGCCCCUGUUGGAGAGCCCUCCUGAGAGGAAUCCUCAUCUCCCCUCCUCCCCCUUGCUUCUCUCCAACGAUGCCCCAGCCACUCCCCCUCCCUUUCAGGGUCAGGUGCAGGGCUCCCUGGGCAGGGGUCCUGCAGAGGGGCCCUUGUUCUUCUUUGGCCCAACUUUGGCUCUCCUGCCACCUCCUGAGCGCAGCCUUAUGAUCCCAGAGGAGGAAGCCCCUUCCUACAGCACCCUGCUGUCCCUCUAUUCGGAGGCCGAAGAUGAGGGGGACCCUGAGGGUGGCCUGGACCUGGACACUAUUGACAGCGGCUUUAUGGACUGUGACUCUGGAAGCCCUCUGGACCCGGAGAGUGGAAAAAAGCCCCCCAACGAAGAAGGUGAAGCAGCUGCAGGGGAUACUGAAGAGAGGGAGGCCUCCCUGCCAAGUUACGUCAAGCAGUGGGUCUCUGGCCACAAGCUCAAGGCUUGAGGGUCCGGAACUGACCUAUCCAACCCCUUGUUCCCAAUUGUGGCCUCUGUUUUGUCUGCUGCCAGAAGACAACUUCCUAAAAGAAAGAGCAAUGGAGGCUGCCCUGCAACAGGCAGGAAGGGGGGGUGAGCUCUUCUGUGGGGCAGUUAUUGGGCCUCCAGAUGAUUUCGGACUGCAGUUCCCAUCAGUGCCCCUAGUCAGCAAUGCCAAUGCUAAAAAAACUGGAUGUCGCAGCCCAACAACACCCAGAACUUUUGCGUGCUUUUACUGACACUUUUCCACUGUUUCCCUCUGUAUUUGUUUCGGUCUUUGUAAUGUUCCUUGAGGGGCUGUAUGGGGUGGGAGGGACACAGGACAUAAUGGAAUAAAAAAACAACAGCUGCAACAUCUAGA